AUUUAGACAGCCAUAGGACUCUACACAAACCCUAAAAUUACGCGUGCUCUACUCAUUCCCUCCCCCCACACCACACUACGCCGCCGCCGCCAACCACCUCUCCACAUCCUCCACGCCGGACAGCCUAGGUCGGACACAAGAUGGACAAGCUGUCGGCGCAGAUGCUGGGGAGCAUCUUCCUCUGCCUCCCCGACCCAGCCGACCUCGGCCACACCUCGGUCGCCUGCAAGUCCUUCUGCGACCUCAUCGCUGACAGCUACUUCCGCCGGCAACACCACAAACGCCACACCUCGCCCCUCCUGGGCUUUGUCGGCAAAUUCGGCGACUUCCACCGCGCCAUCUCGCCGCACCCCUCCGCGCCGGCAGCCAAGGCCGUCGACAACGCCUGCGACUUCUCCUUCUCCUUCCCCCCGAGGACGGAGAGCAUCAUCUAUGGCAUCGUGGACAUCCGCGAGGGUCGCGUCCUCCUCGCCACAGUGAAUGAGGUGUUUGGUGAGGAGUACGUGGUGUGCUACCCCUUGCACCGCACGUAUGUGGUUCUCCCCAAACUCACCGACGCUGUGACAUCCAAAAGAAACAUUUUCUUAGCCCCACCGAUGCCGGAAACUGUUGUUGACAAGGAUGGGUAGACAGCCUUCAGAGUGAUUAGGAUGGCGCCGAGAGGAGACCAUUUUGAUACCCAUGUCUUCUCUUCCUGGACUUGUCAGUGGGAAGCCCGUCCAUCUGUAAUCUGGAGGGGUCCUGUUGGCUCCCAUUUGUUUACUCUGCCAGGGAUGGUUAACCACUGCCGUGCACAAUAUGCUCACGGCCGCUUCUACUUCAUAUCUAAUAUCAAUAGAUGGGAAACACUGGUUCUUGACCCCAUGACAAUGGAUUUUUCUACUGUUGAUGGCCCUCCCGUGGACAGAGUUUGUGAUGAAGACAUAUGUAUCGUGGAGGCAGAUGAAGGCAGUCUCGGGAUGUUUCUAACGUACCAAGACUAUGACACAAGCAAUAUCAUUUAUUGGCAAAGUGAAGGUGAUAUUUCCGGACCAUGGCGGGAAGAGAAAAGAAUUGAUGUAGGUGACAUGUGCAGAGUUUUUUCUUCCGAAGGGAGACAUGUAUUUGGAUAUGAUACUAUUGCAUGUUUCUCGUUGGUUGCCAAAGCAUUGGAGCUCGAGAGGCUAUGUUACAUGAUUCUGGAUGAGGCGUACCCAUAUAGCAAUCUUCCACUACCGUACGCAUUACCCACCGUGGCAUCAGGCCCCAAAGAGACGCAGCAGACCAGAACGAUUGUUGAGGAGAUGGAGGACGCUCAGGAGAUGGAGGACGACGAGUACCCAUUCCAGGACCUUGCAGUGGAUUUUCAGUUACUAGAAGAGGAGAACGACAACGACGACGACUUCUUGUCAGAGCCUACAGUGACUUUUGAGUUAACAGUCGAGGAGACAAAGAAGCAGGUGGCCGCCUCCAUUGGACACUCGAAUGUCUGGAACUCGCACCCAAAGAACUACGGCUCCGGAUCCAUGCCGUGUCUGUGGCAACUCACAUGGCCUGAUCCGCAAGUACGGGCUGAUGUGCUGCAGGCAGUGUUUCCGCAGCAAUGCAAGGACAUUGGCUUCAUCAAGGUAUGCGGCAGCCACACCGUUGGUGGAUUUCCUGAAUCCCAUGCCUGAAUUUUAUAUCGGCCGAGCGAUAGUUUAUGUCACUCCAUGCUUGCUUUGCAAUGUUACAUGAUUUGUCAACAAGGCUUCUCUGUAUGGUGAACUAGUUUAAUUUGUUGUAGACCACCACCAGGUAAGGUAGCAUGGACUAUUACGUAAUGUUUGAUAUGGCAUGUUAGAUUCACUUGUUCAGGAUAGAUGCGUGUGCUGCUCCCCUCCUGCUCCAAUAAUCUUCCUGGUCAACUUUUGCAAUCAUCACCUCAUGUUCUGCCUUAUAAUAUUGUCAUCUCUUUGAUCUAAACUCAUGAAUCAUUAAACACCAUAAGUCAUCUUAGGACCGUUGCUGCAACUAUCUUCAUGACUUUGGUACAAAGCACUAUUUUGUUGUUCCCACAUACAUGGAAUGCAUUGCAAUAGUAUGUAUAUCCAUUAAGUAGGUAUAUAUACAUAUCCUGAGUAACUGUAAUGUACUGGAGUAUGGAGAUGAUUGAACUUUGGAAGGAUAUUGUUUCCCUACCUAUUUCUGAUUAAUUGUAGAUUUUAUGCUUGAAUUCAUAGGUUUGGGUAAAUUAUGUUUCUGUUCUGAUGCAUUUGUUUUUACUGUACAUCUCUUUUAUUUCCGAAUACCUGAAUGUUCAUGUUGUGCACAGAUUAAUUUUAGAUUACCGAAUGUACACUCU
Molecule: messenger RNA, 2323 nt
Organism: Triticum aestivum (bread wheat)
Lineage: Eukaryota; Viridiplantae; Streptophyta; Magnoliopsida; Poales; Poaceae
Exons: 3
Coding region: 651-1655 (334 amino acids)
Biological process (GO): cytoplasmic translation
Cellular component (GO): ribosome; cytosolic small ribosomal subunit
Molecular function (GO): structural constituent of ribosome; zinc ion binding
Source: RefSeq, a predicted model, not a curated record